AUGCUUGGUUCAGCGACAUCAACUGCGGUUGAACGUGUCUUCUCACAGGCUUGGCAGCUCCUUCACUUCACUCGCAACCGACUUGCACCAUCAACAAUUCGUGCCUUUCUCUGCCUUGGAGCCUGGGGCAGAAGUGAUCUUCUGGCGAUGGAGGACCUUCUAGCCUCUGUAAGGAGUCAGAAACGGAAGCAAAACGAAGUCGAGGCUGAGGAGGAUGACAAAGAAAAAUAG
Suillus paluster is the source of this 231-nucleotide messenger RNA. RefSeq lists its product as uncharacterized. The record is from RefSeq and is a predicted model, not a curated record. NCBI's taxonomy places the organism in Eukaryota, Fungi, Basidiomycota, Agaricomycetes, Boletales, Suillaceae. The transcript has a single exon. The coding region runs from base 1 to 231 and encodes 76 amino acids.